Polyodon spathula (Mississippi paddlefish) is the source of this 1210-nucleotide messenger RNA. Its product is annotated as HAUS augmin-like complex subunit 4. Gene Ontology annotation, molecular function: microtubule minus-end binding. The record is from RefSeq and is a predicted model, not a curated record. The transcript has 6 exons. Lineage: Eukaryota; Metazoa; Chordata; Actinopteri; Acipenseriformes; Polyodontidae. Gene Ontology annotation, biological process: spindle assembly; centrosome cycle. Gene Ontology annotation, cellular component: HAUS complex. The coding region runs from base 533 to 823 and encodes 96 amino acids.
CUCAACUCCCACAGUGUUGACGUCUUUACCCAUGUGUCACUUGAGUGAAGAUGACCUUUCCCAGAAUCCUCAGUUCUCCAAACUGCUGUCUGCACUCUCACAACGCAUGAAUGAAACCGGACUGACCAUGCAACUGAAGAAAAAACUACAGAAGUUCUAUAAGGCUCUUGAACAGUACUUACUGGUGACACAGUGUGUGAGGGAACUGGAUCCCAGUUCAACCACAGCGGAAGACAAACCAUAGCUUCUGGGCCUCAGCAAGCAGAAUGUUCUUGAUCACAUGCCACCUGAUCAGAGGGAGAAAGCGAGGGUCUGAAGACCUUGAAGCUCUCAAGACUGCCAGAGAGCCUGGAGAAUGAAAGCAAGAGACUAGAGUCAGCGAGCAAAAGAAAGAGAAAGUGCCCUUCUGCUGCACAGGCAAACUCACUGCUACCUCACUGAGCUACUGGGCUGUAUACAGAUCUUGCAGUCGCUCAUCCUGGAGCAUUGACUGAGGGCUCAGAUUGAUCUAGAUUGAAAAAAAACCCAGUACAUGGAGGCCAAGUGCCAAAUCAUCAUUCUCAAGAUCAGGAUGGAGAUGUUGCAGGUUCAGUUAGACACCUACACACCCAAGAAGAUAGCUGUGCGUCGCACAGUCAGAGACACUGUGGAAUCAGCCCUGAAGUCAGAGCAAGUUGAACGGCAGUCAUCUGAAAGAAUGUUGUCGUCAUUUGAGAUUUUAGGGCAGGACUUUGAAGCACUGGUGAAGGAAUACUCCCGCCUCCGACGGGAAAUAAAGAACAAGAAGUGGGCCCUGCAGGAAUUCUCCCAGUACAACCACUGAACUGGUGCCAGACAGAUACCUCCCUCCUCUAUACACCACAGAUAUAGUCCUAUAGUUAGCAGCUGUAAAAGAAUAAUCCACUGCAGAAUGAACAUAUAACCUCACCAGCGGAAAGUGGCGCCAUUCAUUUUAAGCCUUUUUGAGGAAUAUGAUUUAACAAAAUAAACAAAAGUGAUAUGGAAUAUGGAUUUUUAGGUUUUCCACUUGUGGAUGUAUUUAUAAAUUAUCACUCAUUUUAAGAAGAAGCAACCUGUUUGACAUGGGUGUCACCUCAUUUACUGUAUAUUGUACCAUCAGGAGGCUGCUGCUACAAAGUUUAAUCUGUACAAUAAUAAUCAACACUGGUAUUAUUUCUUAUGUGUAAUAAAACUUGUUAAUAAACUUGAA